UACCUGGAUAAAAACACUUUCUUCGGAGCUCUUUGGGUCAGAUGUAAGCAAGACAGGUGAACCCACAUCAAAGAACAAGAGGUCUCCCAGGCAGCCGGCCGCGUUCGCAUCCUGCAGCAGCAUGAAGGGAUCCCACGUCUUCCUCUGCCUCUUCUCCGUGUCGUGCUGCUUGAAUUUGAUGCCAACAGCUGGGAACAAAAUCUUCCACUUUGGACCCUGCAGGAUUUCAAUGAGCGUGACUGAGAUUAGGUCUGGUUUCACUGCAAUUAAAGCCAACAUCCAAGCCAGAGACCCCGUCAGGACCCUGAGCAUCUUGUCGUACCCGUACUCUCUGCACAAGGUUAAGUCUUCAGAUAGGUGCUGCAUCACCCAUCACCUCUUCAACUUCUAUGUGGACAAAGUCUUCAAACACUGCAAGACCGAGGAUUCAUACGUCAACCGAAAAAUCAGCAGCAUAGCCAACUCCUUCCUCAGCGUGAAGAGGAAACUCGGGCAGUGUCACGAGCAAAAUAAGUGCAUCUGUGGACAGGAAUCCACUGAGAAAUUUAAUCAAAUACUCGCGAACUAUGAAGGGCUGAAUGUCACAUCUGCAGCAAUUAAAUCCCUGGGUGAGCUGGACAUCCUACUAGACUGGAUUGAGAAAUCUCGUUAG
Messenger RNA from Grus americana (Whooping crane), 652 nucleotides. Its product is annotated as interleukin-20-like. The transcript is spliced from 6 exons. The coding region runs from base 122 to 652 and encodes 176 amino acids. NCBI's taxonomy places the organism in Eukaryota, Metazoa, Chordata, Aves, Gruiformes, Gruidae. The record is from RefSeq and is a predicted model, not a curated record.